Messenger RNA from Serpula lacrymans var. lacrymans S7.9, 804 nucleotides. RefSeq lists its product as uncharacterized. The coding region runs from base 34 to 804 and encodes 256 amino acids. The transcript is spliced from 2 exons. The record is from RefSeq and is a predicted model, not a curated record. NCBI's taxonomy places the organism in Eukaryota, Fungi, Basidiomycota, Agaricomycetes, Boletales, Serpulaceae.
GGACAAGCAAUACUCGAUCCCGAUCCUCUACUCAUGUCUCAACCAAUUAUACUAUACGAUAUCCCAAAUCAAGUGGCCGGAAAACCAUUGUCUGGCAACACAUUGAAAGCAAGGUACACACUUGCCUACAAAGGCUUGGCCUUCAAAACCGUCUGGAUUGAAUUACCUGACAUCGCGAAGCGGAUGAAAGCCAUCGACGCAAAGCCUACUGGGCAUAAGCCUGACGGAAGCGAUUCGUAUACCCUCCCCGUCAUCCAGGACCCUUCUACAGGUGUUGUUGUCUCCGAUUCUUUCGCUAUCGCAGAAUAUCUCGAGAAGACCUAUCCGUCCAAACCCACAUUGUUUCCUCACGAUAGCGUGGCUCUUAUCAGCGUCUUUGACUCUGCCCUCAUGAAAUCUCUGGUCCCGAUGUUACAGAUAAUAGCUGUUAUUGUCUCCGCGAAGUUAAACCCCAUAAGUGCAGAACAUUUCAAGAAAGAUACUGCGAAGAGACUCGGUGCCAAGUGGGAGGAUAUUUCGCCCGAAGGUCCACGACGCGAACAGGAUUGGAAAAACGUAAAGGAGGUUCUUGGGAUCAUUGAUGGAUGGUAUUCGAAGAGCGAUGGUAAACAUAUAAUGAGAGAUACAUUUUCUUAUGCAGAUAUCAUCGUGGGUGCGUGGGUGAGGUGCUUCAAUGGGGUGUUCGAAGGGGAAAAAUGGGAGGAAAUGAGGUCUUGGCAUGAUGGACGCUGGGGCAAAAUAGCUGAGGAGACUAACAAGUAUCUCAAUCAAUCUGGACUAGUGAAUGAAAAAAGAGUUCUGUGA